Uloborus diversus is the source of this 3317-nucleotide messenger RNA. RefSeq names its product carboxypeptidase M-like. Gene Ontology annotation, molecular function: metallocarboxypeptidase activity; zinc ion binding. Gene Ontology annotation, cellular component: cell surface. Bases 165 to 1796 code for a protein of 543 amino acids. Gene Ontology annotation, biological process: proteolysis. The record is from RefSeq and is a predicted model, not a curated record. The transcript has 9 exons. NCBI's taxonomy places the organism in Eukaryota, Metazoa, Arthropoda, Arachnida, Araneae, Uloboridae.
UCUCCAGUGAUUUUCAUCGGGAAAAAGUUACCGGAGCCGUCAAGUUUUUAAACGUUUUUUCCUGGAUUUUUCAAUUAUUUUUUCUCCGUUUUUCUUAUUCCCGAGGGUUGACUUCUGAGUGAUUUUCUUGCUUUUGCCGAGAAGAACAUUAAAAGGAGCAGAUAAUGGCCAAAGCAAGGCCCCAAGGAGAAAUGAAACCCGCAGUGUGGUAUCUGUCUGGAUUUGUGGUAGUCAUUUUUUACCUUUACUUGACGGCUGUGCAAUACGUUCGCGGUAUCCAAGUAGACUUUAGCUACCACAACUAUGAACAGAUGACAAAACUUUUACAAGACAUUAGUAGAGAACACCCUGAUUUUGCUUUGUUAUACUCUAUUGGAAAAACUGUUCAAGGGAGGGAAUUAUGGGUAAUGGUCGUAUCCCGCUACCCCAAUGAGGAGCCAUUACUUAAGCCUAAUGUGAAAUACGUUGCUAAUAUGCACGGUAAUGAAGCAAUAGGAAGAGAACUAAUGCUUCAUUUGAUAACGUACCUCAUUAACAACUAUUACACGGACAACUACGUCCGCUGGCUAUUAGAAGAUACCAGAAUUCACAUCAUGCCGUCUAUGAACCCAGACGGUUUUGAGAGUGCGAUUGAAGGACAAUGUUCAGGAGGUCAGGGGAGAUAUAAUGCUCGAGGUUUCGAUUUGAAUAGGAACUUUCCCGACUACUUCAAAACAAACAACAAACAGCUGCAACCAGAGACGAAAGCGGUAAUAGACUGGCUGGAGUCGACGCAGUUCGUCCUUUCGGGAAAUAUUCACGGGGGAGCUCUUGUUGCAAGUUAUCCUUAUGAUAACGAAGCCAGUAACAUGUUCUCGACGUUCAGUUCACCUUCCUUGACUCCUGACGAUGACGUAUUUCGGCAUUUAGCUUCAGUCUAUUCCUUCAAUCACGAAAACAUGCAUCUCGGGAUUCCUUGCAGGGAUGGUACUCCAGGCUUCCCCAACGGUACCACGAAUGGCGCGGCCUGGUAUCCUUUGACAGGUGGUAUGCAAGAUUACAAUUACAUCAAGGGUGGAACAAUGGAGGUAACGUUCGAAAUUUCGUGCUGUAAGUUCCCGCUAAGAACCGACCUUCCUCGAUAUUGGCAGGAAAAUAGAAAAGGACUUUUGCAUUACCUUGGAGAAGUGCAUAAAGGGGUGAAAGGAAUAGUGAGGGAUUCGAGUAAUAACCCCAUACCGAAGGCUGCUCUUCAAAUUCGUGGACGAGACAUAACCUUCUUUUCUACUAAAAAAGGAGAAUUUUGGAGGAUUCUGCUCCCAGGCUCUUAUAUGGUCGAAGUCAGAGCAGACGGCUACAAAACAGCAGAAGUUGAAUUCAUAGUGACUUCACAGGUCGUCACGAUCCAGAACAUCACCAUGCAUCCAACGAGAGUGGUAAGUGACCAGUCGCAGGUUUCUUCCGAAGGCCCGUGGGAGAAACUGUUCGAUAACGUUCAAGACAAUGUCGUCACCAUGGGUGCGGCGGCAAACGGAGACAGUAGCACUGCCAUGAACCAGCUGUCUGGCAACGAGAAAUCGGACGAUUCAAACGACAAAUCGCAGAUACUGUCCGAAGAUGACACGGAAUACUAUUCUGGAAUCGGCAUUGUCAAAGAAGAUGACAAAGUUAGGCUUAACCUGACUGAUCUCGACCUUGUGCCUGCAGCUGAUGCAGUAUCAGCUGCUGUUUGCUACGGAGGUUAUUGUUUGUUUCACUCGGCUUUGAUCAGUCUCUGCUGUAUUACGAAUGCCAUCAUUCGACUAAACCAACUUUAAUAGAAAACGUCGCAAAUAUUAUCAUAAUUGUUUAAAAUUUGAGACGUUGAAGGAGAUAUUUUAAGCAGACAACGCUCCUAUAAUAAGUGAUAUUGAGCUAAGUCAUGGACUAUGUGAAAAAGUUAUACUGAUCUAAGUUUUAUUUUUUAUCCUUUUCAAUUUUUAUUGGUUUAGAGCUUUUAAUUUAUUCAUCAACUUCAUUUACGCGUAGUUAAACGUUUAGAAUGUUUUCUCAGUUGCAUCUCAUUAGAUUUUCAUUUAAUUCCGAAAGUAUUGUUUUCAUAGAAUUCUGAGUAAACAGUUGAUAUUUAUCUGCUUGUACAGUACUAAGGGUACUGUAUAUAUUGUACAUACCGAUUUGAUCUUCCAUAAACGAUAGCUGCCAUGAAGGUUCCGGAAGAAUGAUUAAGAAAAAAAAAACUAUUUUUUAAAGUAUAGCGUGUUCCUAAAGCAUUUUAGUCGCUAAUUAUUGAAGGAAAUAAAACUUCGAAAAUGUAUGCAUAUUUUACUUUUAAUAUGUUUCAGUAUUAAUUUUAAUUUAUUUUAAAUGUUUUUUUAAGUCGUUUUUGUUUGUAUUGUGAGAUAGCUGAAGUAAAUUGAAAUGUAAGCUUUUUAAAAUCAUUGUAAAAUUGUUCUUUCGAAAACUGGACAUCCCGUUUUAAUUAUCCACUUUUUUUCUAGUAUUGAUUACUAGAUUGUUAUAUUAAUUAAAUGUUACCCUUUUUUAAUGUGUAGAUAUAUAAAGAGUUUUCACCAGCUUACAAUAUAUUAAUUAGAAUAGCAGUUUUAACUGGUAAAUAUCAUUUCGUCCUGUUUCUCCAUUCCCCCAUUCUCAAGAUUUUUUUAAAAAAUAACAAUAUAAUGUAACAAAUACGAUAUAUUUACCUAUACUGAUAUAUUUACAUAUAUCGAUAAAAAAAACCUUGAGACAUGAACUUCAAAAAUUGAAAAAAAAAUUAAAAGUUCCAAGCUCUACGUGUCUUAUUAAUCAAUAAACCAAUAAUUACCAAUAAAAUCAAUAAUUAGCGAUAUGUGCAAAUAUAUCGGUAAUAAUAUUACCGAUGUAUUUACAUAUAUCGAAAAAAAAACUUGAGACAUGGACUUCAAAAAUUGAAAAAAAUUAAACACUCAAAGUUCUUAGUUUCUUAUUAAUCAAUAAUAAACGUUCGAUUAAAAACUUCAGCAGUUGUUUUAGAAAUAAGAAGCAAUGUACUUAUACAUGUCUUCAAACUAUCCCCUCAUAAACACAUUUCGAUUUUACCGCAAAGAAAAAGCUUUACUGGUGUAAAAUAUCUAAAUUGUUAACCCUUUUUUUAGUGCUAAUAAGUUAAAACUAAGGUAAUGCAGUAUACAGGCUAAUUCUGAAUGAUAAAUAAGCUUUUUUCUAGUAAUGCUGCUCAAUAUUUUCAUAAGGGUGAUAUUAAGGCUUUUAAACGUAAUAAAUGUGUAAGACUUGGUUGGCUUGCUGCAAAAUGAAAAUUAAAUUCUUAUUCAAAGGAUUUGAAAUUUUGGUUUAUGUAU